This is a messenger RNA of Miscanthus lutarioriparius, 1344 nucleotides long. The record is from the annotation of a GenBank genome assembly. NCBI's taxonomy places the organism in Eukaryota, Viridiplantae, Streptophyta, Magnoliopsida, Poales, Poaceae.
AUGGGGCAGGGCACUCCAGGAGGGAUGGGCAAGCAGGGCGGCGCCGGCGACCGCAAGCCGGGGGACGGCGGCGAUAAGAAGGAUAAGAAGUUCGAGCCGCCGGCCGCGCCCUCCCGCGUCGGCCGCAAGCAGCGCAAGCAGAAGGGCGCGGAGGCGGCCGCGCGCCUCCCCAACGUCGCGCCGCUCUCCAAGUGCCGACUCCGCCUCCUCAAGCUCGAGCGGGUCAAGGACUAUCUCCUCAUGGAGGAGGAGUUCGUCGCCGCGCAGGAGCGCCUCCGGCCCCAGGAGGACAAGGCCGAGGAGGACCGAUCCAAGGUCGACGACCUCCGCGGCACCCCCAUGAGCGUCGGAUCCCUCGAGGAGAUCAUCGACGAGAGCCACGCCAUCGUCUCCUCCUCAGUCGGACCGGAGUACUACGUCGGCAUCCUAUCCUUCGUCGACAAGGACCAGCUCGAGCCGGGAUGCUCCAUCCUCAUGCACAACAAGGUUCUCUCUGUGGUUGGUAUAUUGCAAGAUGAAGUUGAUCCUAUGGUAUCUGUGAUGAAAGUUGAGAAAGCUCCUUUGGAAUCUUAUGCUGACAUUGGUGGACUAGAUGCUCAGAUUCAAGAAAUUAAAGAGGCAGUUGAGCUUCCCUUGACUCAUCCUGAGCUGUAUGAAGACAUUGGGAUCAGGCCCCCCAAGGGAGUCAUAUUAUAUGGAGAACCUGGAACAGGAAAAACUCUACUCGCCAAGGCUGUCGCUAACUCAACAUCUGCAACUUUCUUGCGUGUUGUCGGUAGUGAACUUAUUCAAAAGUACCUUGGGGAUGGUCCCAAGCUAGUCAGAGAAUUGUUUAGGGUGGCUGAUGAACUUUCUCCCUCAAUAGUCUUUAUUGAUGAGAUUGACGCAGUUGGAACAAAGAGGUAUGAUGCUCAUUCAGGAGGAGAGCGUGAAAUUCAAAGAACUAUGUUGGAGCUGCUGAAUCAGCUAGAUGGUUUUGACUCACGUGGAGAUGUUAAAGUUAUUCUAGCAACAAACCGUAUUGAAAGUCUUGAUCCUGCUUUGCUUCGGCCAGGCCGUAUAGACCGGAAGAUUGAAUUUCCUCUCCCAGAUAUUAAAACUAGACGACGCAUCUUCCAAAUUCACACGGCAAAAAUGACAUUAGCUGACGAUGUGAACUUGGAAGAGUUUGUUAUGACCAAAGAUGAGUUUUCGGGCGCUGAUAUUAAGGCCAUCUGCACAGAGGCUGGAUUGCUCGCCUUAAGAGAGCGUAGAAUGAAGGUGACCCAUACAGAUUUCAAGAAGGCAAAGGAGAAGGUGAUGUACAAGAAGAAGGAAGGUGUUCCGGAUGGUCUCUACAUGUAG